Ilex paraguariensis (yerba mate) is the source of this 981-nucleotide messenger RNA. The record is from the annotation of a GenBank genome assembly. NCBI's taxonomy places the organism in Eukaryota, Viridiplantae, Streptophyta, Magnoliopsida, Aquifoliales, Aquifoliaceae.
AUGAACUGGGUGUUGCUGUCUGGUUUAAUGGAUCUCUCUCUGAAGCUAGUCAAUGUGGCUUUUUUCAUGCUGUUACUGACAUGGAUUAUGGUAGAUUUUCUGAAGCGGAGGAGGGAGGGUGGUGAUAAGGAGUUAAAACAUGGAGCAAGUGACAGAAAAUCUACAGUUUUUGCCAAGAUAACUGUUAUUUCCAAUGUCAUUAUAACCACGUUUCAUCUGGGGUUUUGUUUCUAUGAAUUCUGGAAGCUGAAAACCAUCAUUAUCGAAGCUGUCUUCCCCGCAAUGAACUGGACUUUAGCAUGUUUUAUUGCACUCUAUUCACUCAGCAGAACUCUUAGAGAACACAAAAGGUGGCCUCCAGUGCUUAUUCUCUGGUGGGUCUUUUCCAGUAUUUUUUAUUCACUUUUGGUCUUUCUUUAUCUCCUCACUCGUUUAAAAUCCAUACAAGUGCCAGAUUUUCUGCCAGAAGCUAAUAUUAUUGAUUUCGCUUCCUUCCCCUUGUCCAUUCUCCUAUGUUUCAAUGCUCUGCACAUUAAUUCUAACAAGAAACAGCAAGAACUUGAACAACCAUUACUUCGAAAAAAGGCAAACGAUGGUUGCAAAGAUGCCGAUGCUUUUUCUAGUGCUGGAAUUUGGAGCCGGGCUACGUUCAAGUGGCUUAAUCCUCUCUUCAAGAAGGGUCGUGUUAAAACACUCGAAAUACUCGAUGUACCUUCCAUUCCUAAAUCAGAAACAGCUGAUGAAGCAGCUUCGUCGUUACAAGAAUCACUUCGCAAACAGAAAGAUGAAACUUCAUCAUUGCCCAAUGCCAUAUUACAAGCUAUCUGGAGACCUCUGGCAAUCAAUGCAGUUUUUGCAGGUAAUUCUUGUUCUUUUGGGCAUAUCAAAACGUUUUUAGUCUCUGUUUGGCAGAAAUUUACGUGUUUUUGUUCAAUGUCACAGGAUUCAACACAAUUGCUUCCUAUAUUGGCCCCCUCUUAA